AUGUCACCGAGCCGCAGCACACCGGUGAGGAAUGUGCAACCCGCAAUACUGACUGUGGGGAACACGGGGAGCGAGAAUCAGUUUCAGACACUGAGCCUGGGCACGCAGAUUGAGAGGGGGUGGAGUCAGAGAUUGCUGAAGGUCGCAGGCUAUCACAGAGCCAUAGCGGAGUCACAGAGAUUACCGAAGGUUGUGCUUGUCAUGGCAAUCUCCAGCAAAUGCCUUGUCAGUCGUAAAUACACCGCUGAUUGCAGUACCGCACGCGGGGGAAGUGAGGGAGUGUUAUUUUUAGCAGAUUUUAUCCUUGUUCGGCCGAAUUGAAAUACUCCCAUUUUCAGCCGAAAUUUCGGAACAUCCCUAGUUGCCUUAUUACUUGGGGGAGAGAGCUUGAUAUUCUUUGUAUCCAUUUCUCGUUAUAGGGAAAUGGUGUCUUGGAAAGUGUUGAAGUCAGCACCCAGGAAUGUCAUCUUCGGAGCUGGUAUGAGGCUGCUUUUCUGAAACUGUAUCUACCAGCUGAACCAUUGGAGCACUAA
Messenger RNA from Pelobates cultripes (western spadefoot toad), 533 nucleotides. The record is from the annotation of a GenBank genome assembly. NCBI's taxonomy places the organism in Eukaryota, Metazoa, Chordata, Amphibia, Anura, Pelobatidae.